Messenger RNA from Rhinocladiella mackenziei CBS 650.93, 1977 nucleotides. RefSeq lists its product as uncharacterized. Bases 1 to 1977 code for a protein of 658 amino acids. The transcript has a single exon. NCBI's taxonomy places the organism in Eukaryota, Fungi, Ascomycota, Eurotiomycetes, Chaetothyriales, Herpotrichiellaceae. The record is from RefSeq and is a predicted model, not a curated record.
AUGGCUGCCAGGAGCCGAUUCCUCUCUGACGGCCGGAACCAUGACAAGAAGGACGGGUUCAUACCUGCACGCUCGACAUCGCACUCGAUUUUCGGUCGAUGGAAAUUAUUUCGACGCAGGCGUAUAAUGCUUGCGCUGCUUGCGCUGUGGCUACUGUAUCUGUUCUUCAAGAACCUGCCAACAGACCUUCCUCCCGUUUCUGAGCGCUAUAAUCCUCGAUAUGGUCGCCUGCACCCUGGUAUACAUCAAUGGGAAUCUCCAGAACACAGCAAAGACGGAACAGAUGAUAGCUACGAAGGUCCCAUCAAAUUCUAUGAUUUGGCUGAAACAUUACGGAGCAAAAUCUACACUCGAGACUCCAAAGGCCAUGUUCUGUUCGCCAUUUCGAAGCUGGACAGUCUUCCGCGACUCCUCCCCAUUGCAUGUUCGUUCGCGCAACAAAAUCGAACCCGUGUCCACCUCGCAUUCAUGGGUCGUCAGGUUGCAGAUUGGAUAGGGAUUCGAGCCAUGAAUGGUAUUUCAGAAGACGAAUGUGAAGUACACCUGCAUAAUGCUCGCCCUGAUUUUCCUGCCCAAUCCUCUGAUCGAAGAAUGGGCAUCAGUGCUCGGGCAAGCUUGGGACAUAUCCAUUCUGCCAUACCACUACAUGCGGUCCUGGCUGGUGAUACUGACUACGAGGACGAAUAUUUCGUCAACGCGUUGAAGGAGAAGACUGCGUCGAUGGGGCUGUCCUUGAUCACCUUACCUACUAGGACGCUCGGGAGUCUAUCAUGGAUUUCAUCCUUGGACGCCUCGUCGCUCAAGCAUUUCGGCAAGGUACAUGUCGACAUUGUGAUCCAAGCACAAGCCGAGUCCUCAGCGUCUCUGAUGCGGCUCCUGAGAUCGAUCAAACGUGCCGACUAUUCUGGCUGGGCACUACCUCGACUGACCAUUGAACUUCCUUCAAAUGUUGAUCCAUUCUUGGAACAAUAUUUAUCAGGAUUCCGGUGGCCUCCAGACCGGACGGGUAGCGAAAGCAAGUUGGUCGUAAGGCACAGGGUCGACGCCAAAUUUGUUUCGCCGGCGCAAGCUUCCAUACGAACGGUUGAAACAUUCUAUCCUCUUGUGGCUGGUGAAUCUCACGUUUUAUUGCUGUCGCCCAAGGUUGAGCUUUCUCCAAGUUAUUUUCAGUUGUUGAUGUAUACACUGCUCGAGUACAGAUACGCUGCGCGACGAACAGAACUGGUCGGCCAUCUUAUUGGCUUCUCACUGGAUUUGCCGACACAUGCUCCUGACAUGAAGACCAAGGCUCCUUGGACCGCAGGGCAUCUUUCGGGGCCUCUCGUACUUUGGCAAGCACCUUCUUCGAACGCUGCGCUUUAUUUUGGUGAUCGAUGGAUCGAAUUUCACGCUUUUCUGUCUCGUCGAUUGAUGGCCGAUCCAGAAUUUGACAAGACCAAAUUGUCGCCGGCGUUAUCUCAUGAUUACCCGGCGUGGCUGCAGCCCAUGCUUGAGAUGAUGCAAGCUCGCGAUUAUUACAUGUUGUAUCCAACAUUCACCGAUAAAGAAGGCUCAGCGGCAGUGACGGUGCACCAGGAAUUACAUGAACCCCCGGAAGAAUUCAUGAAUCAGAAUCAAAUCGAGGAUGAACCUUCGACUCCGUCCGCAGGGUCCGAUCUAGCUGACGACCAGGCACUUACCGCUGAUGAAGAGGUUGGUCGGUUGAUGCGGCAAGAGCACAGAGUCUAUAGUGAUUCGCUUGUCACUCCGCUCCUAGAGUCCCUGUCAGUUGACACGCGACAAAGCGACCUUAUCGACGGGUCGAGUAUUCCAUUGAUCUCUUAUCCUGGUGGAAAGACCAACUGGCCUGAGUCUCGGAGACAGUCGCAGAUCUUUGCAGAAGACUUUGCACAUACUAUUGGAGGAUGCGACAGUUACAAUCCCAUAAAAGGGGAGAACAAUGAUAUCGAAGCCUUGUUCUGUCAAGCAAAAAGCUAG